This is a messenger RNA of Wyeomyia smithii (pitcher-plant mosquito), 2500 nucleotides long. RefSeq lists its product as uncharacterized. NCBI's taxonomy places the organism in Eukaryota, Metazoa, Arthropoda, Insecta, Diptera, Culicidae. Bases 588 to 2111 code for a protein of 507 amino acids. The record is from RefSeq and is a predicted model, not a curated record. The transcript has 2 exons.
AAACCGCGCUCACUUGAUCGCCUAACGUCGAGGCGUACGUACCGAAGUGUUUGUGUGCUAGUGGUUGUUAGUCUUUCACGUACCUACCGGCUGACUAUAGCAGGUUAUUUCCAUUGUGCAUCAUUGCUAGUCUGGCCCCAGAGCCGAAAGGAACGCGAAUGCGAACGUAAACGGGCUCAGUCGUAGUAGAAGAAUGGAAGUUGGAGAGUCCUUCUCAAGCUGAACAAUCGGUGUUUUUCUCUGGCUCGUACGAGGAAGUGCUGCGAAUGUGUGUGAUUAUUCAAUCGAACAAACCGUUCGGAAGGAUUUCAUUAAUGAAGAUAAUCUAACGGUACUUUCAUCCAACCGAAGAUACGAGAAUCGUGUGUGGCUGUUUGGUUUUGCGCCAUUGCGGUUUAGGAUUAGUGUGUGACGAACGAACGAGUCGCAGUGAGUUCUGUCAGGAAGGAUUAAGGCGAUCAAACCGUCCAUCAUUGCGUAAAUCUAUAUGUGAGAAGGUGUGUGAAUGCCAUUACAAGUGCUGUAGCGGAUUAUUACGUGUCGCAGUGAACCAGGAAGCUUUGGAUGAUUGCAGUCCCAACAACAAAAUGACAAUGUCGCAGCUAUUGAAACAGACGAAGAAAUGUUGCGUAAAGAUGAUCAGAAAGUUUUCCUUCAGCCCGAGCGGUUCGUCAUCGUCACCGUCGGGACUCGGGUCCAGGGGACUGGGAGGAACCGGUAGCAUCACCAGUGGGGGACGCUCGAUUUCCCUAAACAACCGAGCCACCGCGAAGUACGUGCUGCACAAAAAUUGUACCCCAACGCGAUGCAAAGUGCAACCGACAACGCCGGAGCGGGUUCCCGCAUCAGGUGCCGCUGGCUGGACCGCCGGCACUGAAGAGGAUGAUUCUCCCAGUGGAGUGCGACGGAGGUUAGACCUGUCACCGAAACCGGAACUGCCCGAUAUUCCGCCGACGCAGAACAACUACAGUGCCAGCCGGGAUGGGAAGAACCUGCCGAAGAAGCGUACAAACAUCUGCAGCAACAAGAAUGUGAAUUUGAGGAAGUGCUUUCGAAUGAGGAAGGGUUUCAAGGAGGAGCUAAGCAGUGAGGAGAUGAAUAAUAGCAGCAGUGUGGUGUCAUCGAAGCUGGAUAAGAUCAGUAAAACCUUGUACAAUGUGGCCGGAGGUGGCAGUGGUGUGGAGAACGGUGAAAACAGGUUGUUUGGUGGUGUAAAUGCUAAUAAUGUUGCCUCACUGACGAGUGAGAAAAGCAAAAUAUCCAAACCCUUGUUCCUGAGUGGGAAACAUAAGAAGUACAAUCAGAUUGAAACCCAGUUCGGCGCCGACGAGGGGGCCGAUUUCGAAGACGACGACGACGAUGAGUUUGUGGCGUGUGAGUUGGAUGGGAUCCGCGAGGGAAGUACCGCAUACGAUGGUGGCCGGUUACAGUUUGAAAUAAGUGAACCCCUGCCUGAGCUGCCAGUCUCACCGCUGCCCGGUGGAAGUGGCACCGGCUAUGAUGAAAUCAUCUUCGAGAAAGUAAAGUACGACCACAACAAGCGAUACCUUCGCAAUGGCACCAGUUCUCCGUCCACGGCAAGCAACCGAUCUCAAAACGGUUCUUGCUUAGCCCAUUCCGUCGAUAGCACUCUGUCCGCCAGCUUCGAAUCAGGCAAGUUCGAUCAUCACCUGACCCAAUUUGGCGGUGAAGUGAUCAGCAAAAACGACGAUUUCAUGGAUCCCUGGCGAAACUACAACCUUAACAGCCGUUGGAAUAAAGUGUCUAAAAACCCGUGGGAAUAUGAGGCACAGAAGGUAGAUUCCCCCGUCCUAUCCCCUGUGGAGCACAGCUCGUGGAAUCCGUUCAGCGAAGAACCGACGCAACCAAGCAGUACUCCCCCGCAGCUGGUAACGGGCAAGACUUACCCUCCGCCCUAUCAGGUGCGCACCGACAUCUGGCAGAGUUUAAACAACAAGAACUACGAAAUCGAUUCGGACGUGAUCUGGCGAACGUCGAACUCGUCGCGACGUACCUCGGCCAGCACGGUGGAAACCUGGAUCGAGGACGAGGUGUUCGAUAACUCCUUCAACGAGGAACUGGAGCGCCGGUGCGCCACCCUCAAGAUCUAGAUUCGGUGCAAUAAUUCCUACCGACCAGCCGACAGUGAGAGCAAUACUUGUGUCUUUUCCGUUCCACGCGAAAAGAAGAACAAUGUAAGCUUAUCAAACAUCUAGUUCUAGUGUUUAUAGUUUGAAAUCGAGGCAUGUGAUAUUAACAAUUAUUUAUAACCGCAGAGAAGCAAGUGGACAGAACGAAUCUAAGUCCAGUUUAGUUUUUGACCUUUUUUGUUUGCUAUUUUUGUGAUUUUAUAUUCUGUUGAAAGAACAAAUGAUCUCAUUUAGAUUGUGAGUGUAUUGAUAGCAGCAAGCACGAUUUGAGCGCUCAUGAAUUAAGGUUUGCUUUAAUAAAUUAGUUUUAAUGAAUAAAUUAUAAGGUGAAAUCCGAUUAAAAAUUGAAA